AUGAAUACAAUUGCAAAUAAUGUGAUGACACCUUCACCAUCACUAUCAUCUACUACAACAACAACCUCAAAUGCUCCUGCACCAGCAAAAGCAAAUACAAUAUACACACAAGAAGCUGUUAAAAAAAUAUUAGAGGAGAACCAAAUUCUUAUUUCUACUAUAUUGGAGAAUCAGAAUUCAAAUAGAUUACAAGAUUGCGUUGGAUAUCAAAUAAAGUUACAAAACAAUCUAGUUACACUUGCAACUGUUGCUGAAUCUCAAAAACAACAUCAAAACAAUCUAUCAUUGCAAGCUAUAGCUACACAGAAGGGUGGUGCUAAUACAGGGCAACAACAACAAGCUCAAGCUUCACAGCAACAGCAACCACAACAACAACAACAAGUACCACAGCCAAAUACACCUCCACUAUUGAAUGGUCAAGUUGCUCAACAGCAACCAAUGCAACAGAAUCCAACACAACAACAAACUAAUCCUCAGCAACAGCAACAGCAACAACCUAACCAACAAUCACCUACCUAUGGAUCACCAGUGGUAAACACAGGUAAUGCAGCUCUUCACAUGAAACCCAAUAAUAUGGUUUCACAAACACAACCACAGCAACAACAACAACAACAACAUGCCAUUCCAACUCAACAACAGAUGGUGGGACAACAACAACAACAACAACAACCUAACCAACCACAGGAAAUGCAAUCACCACAACAACAACAACCUAACCAACAACAACAACAAGCAAUGCUAAAUCAAACAUCCCCGCAACCAAAUACACCUGUUCCUUAUUAUUAUCAGCAACAACCUAACCAACAACAACAACAACAACAACCCAAUCCACAGCAACUUGGCCAACCACAAGCUAAUAAUAGUCCUGUUGCUCAGAAACCACAACAACAACAAGGAUAUCCAGGACAGUUACCACAACAACAGCAACAACCUAUAUACCAACAACAACAACCUCAACCACAACCCAAUGCAAUGUCACCACCAGUCAAUCAACAACAAGCACAACUUGCAUCACCUCACCAAAUACACUCACCACAUCAACAGCAACAACAAACCACCACGACCAAUACUGUAGUGCAACAAAACUCGCCACUCGUACAACAGUCGAUGAUGGUAAAUAAGCCAAUGGCAAACAUCGGACAAUCCGUUCAGCAACCAAAUAGCCACUCACCAAUACAAUCACCCAUUCAACAGCAACAACAACCUUCACCAAUGCAACAGCCGACUCAACAACAACCAUCGCCAAACUACCAACAACAACAACCUCAACAGCCAUCUCCCAUCCCACAACAACAACAACAACCAGCUCAACAACAACAACAACAACAAGCUCAAACACAAUCACUGGUUGCCCAGCUUCAACAACAGAUAGUACUUUUGCAGCAACAACUUAAUUCAAUACCUCAGAAAUAUCAACAUUUACAACAACAGCAACAACAACAAGCUAUUCAACUUCGAGAACUCAAUAACUACUACGCACAAGUUCCUAUUACUCCACAAAUACAAGCACAGAUCACUAACAUGCAAAACUCACACAAUCAAUACCAACUCGCAAUGAAUCAACUCCAACAACAACAAGCACAACUCAGUCAACAACUACAAAAUACACAAGCACAACUACAACAAGCACAACAACAACAACAAGUACAAGCACAACCACAACAACAACAACUACAUAUUGAACAACAAUCAACUACUCCUCAACAAGUAAAUCAACAGCAACAACAACAACAACAACUAUCUCAACAACAACAACCUGUUUAUAUGCAACAACCUACACAACAAGCAAUCCCAGUCAAUAUAUUCAACCAACACAUAAAGAAUUUCCAAGAUCAACUUCAAAAUUCAAAGAAUCAAAUACAAAAUGUCACUCAGAUGCUCACACAAUUCCAAGCUAUUCCACAACCAUGGCAACCACAACAACAACAGCAAUACACACAAUUCCAGGUUCAGCUGAAGAGCUUUACAGACCAUGCCAACUACCUCCAACAGAUUCUAACAUCACCUCCACAACAACAACAACUCAUUAUCCAACAACUUAUAAUGCAACAACAGCUACAACAACAGCAACAGCAACAACAGUUAAUGCAGAUGUCACAAGCACAGCCAGGACAACAACCACUACCACUCCAACAGCAACAACAACCACUCCAACCACCUCAACAAUCGGUACCGGCAGCAAUCCAUCUGAAACAGCCAUCGUCUCCACCCAACACAACAACACCAGCCACACAAAAAGUCGAUAAAAAGGGUAAAGUCAAAGAGAAGACCUCCCACUGGACACAAGAGGAACACCAACUGUUUUUGGAAGCGGUUGCAAAGUUUGGAAUCAAAGAUUACCACUCUAUUGCUGCGCACGUCAAAUCUAGAAACCACCAUCAAGUCAGAACACAUGUCAAUACCUACCUCAAGAACCAAAAGAAGAAAGAACUCAGUGCCUCCAACACCUCUGUUGGUAGCAGCAGUAGCAAUAUCGUCAAUACACCAACCACCAAUCCACCAACUGGAAACACUCCACUCAACUCCUUUGUCACCGAAGGUUUUUCGUCACCAUCAUCCGCUCAAACACCAAGUUCACCUCCUUCUCAAGCAUCUCCUGAUAUUAAUACAUUGAUACAAUAA
Heterostelium album PN500 is the source of this 2622-nucleotide messenger RNA. RefSeq lists its product as uncharacterized. NCBI's taxonomy places the organism in Eukaryota, Evosea, Eumycetozoa, Acytosteliales, Acytosteliaceae. The record is from RefSeq and is a predicted model, not a curated record. The transcript has 4 exons. The coding region runs from base 1 to 2622 and encodes 873 amino acids.